AUGCUCGAAGUGAAUAUGACCGGUGUGUUGAUGACCGCCCAGGCAGUGGCUAAGCAAAUGAUUCGUUUUGGAAAUGGAGGCAACAUCGCCAUCGUUGCAAGUAUGAGUGGGACUGUCGUGAAUCGAGGUUUGAUUUGCUCCGUCUACAACGCAAGCAAAGCAGCCGUCAUUCAAAUGGCUCGCAACCUCGCCGCCGAGUGGGGGCAGUAUAACAUCCGCGUCAACACCCUCUCCCCCGGGUAUACUUUGACCUCCAUGUUAGAAGAUCUCUUUAUCGAGUACCCCGAGCGCCGUGGUCAGUUUGCCAACGGGAACAUGUUAGGCCGUCUCUCCCGCCCCGAGGAGUAUUGCGGAGCUAUUGUAUUCUUGCUUUCUGCUGCCAGCAGUUAUAUGACUGGUAGUGACCUACGCAUUGAUGGUGGCCACACUGCAUGA
Penicillium paradoxum is the source of this 435-nucleotide messenger RNA. Its product is annotated as Short-chain dehydrogenase/reductase SDR. NCBI's taxonomy places the organism in Eukaryota, Fungi, Ascomycota, Eurotiomycetes, Eurotiales, Aspergillaceae. Gene Ontology annotation, cellular component: intracellular anatomical structure. Gene Ontology annotation, molecular function: oxidoreductase activity, acting on NAD(P)H, oxygen as acceptor. The record is from RefSeq and is a predicted model, not a curated record. The transcript is spliced from 2 exons. The coding region runs from base 1 to 435 and encodes 144 amino acids.